This is a messenger RNA of Choloepus didactylus (southern two-toed sloth), 699 nucleotides long. RefSeq names its product guanylate cyclase activator 1C (gene GUCA1C). The record is from RefSeq and is a predicted model, not a curated record. NCBI's taxonomy places the organism in Eukaryota, Metazoa, Chordata, Mammalia, Pilosa, Megalonychidae. Gene Ontology annotation, molecular function: calcium sensitive guanylate cyclase activator activity; calcium ion binding.
AUGCACAUAGCACAAAACUCAGAACCUGUAAAACAGAAGAUGGUGAAAACCAGUAGCUAUAAGAAGUUUAGAGUAGCUGCUAAAGAGACCUAUGUGUGGUACAGAAAAUUUAUAUUGGGAUAUCCAUCCAGUCUGCAAACACUGCAUAGAUUUAAAAUACUUGGUCUGCAAGGUCUGAAUCAAAAGGCCAAUCAGCAUGUUGAUCAAGUUAAUAAUACCUUUGAUAUGAACAAAGAUGGAUUUAUUGACUUUUUAGUGUUUAUUGCUUCUGUAAAUCUAGUUGUAUGAGGAAAAGUGGAAAAAUUAAAAUGGCAUUUUAAGCUGUAUGAUGCUGAUGGAAAUGGUUCUAUUGACAAAAAGGAGCUACUGAACAUCUUUAUAGCUGUGCAAGCCCUGAACAGCCAGCAAACUCCAAGUCCUGAGGAAUUUACCAACUUGGUGUUUCAUAAGUUCAUUGUAAAUAAUGAUGGAGAAUUGAUUUUAGAAGAAUUGAUCAAUGGCACAGAAAAUGAUCAGGAUCUUUUGGAGACUGUUUCCAAGAGCUUAGACUUUUCCAAUGUACUAAAAGCAAUCUGUAAUGGGAAGCAGUCAGACACAGGAGAGAGACCACUUCCAAACCAUCUGACAAGGCCCAUUAGUACAUCUGUUAAUGGAAAACUUUCUCCUAGAAACACAGUGGAGGCUGAAGGGCAGAUGUGA